Molecule: messenger RNA, 3247 nt
Organism: Epinephelus fuscoguttatus (brown-marbled grouper)
Lineage: Eukaryota; Metazoa; Chordata; Actinopteri; Perciformes; Serranidae
Product: deoxynucleoside triphosphate triphosphohydrolase SAMHD1-like
Exons: 15
Coding region: 260-1729 (489 amino acids)
Biological process (GO): dGTP catabolic process; regulation of innate immune response; defense response to virus
Cellular component (GO): nucleus
Molecular function (GO): dGTPase activity
Source: RefSeq, a predicted model, not a curated record
UCUUGAUCAGCUUGAUAUACAACGUGGUAUAACAUUAUUUGCGUGACUAUCUUGAUAUAGCCAGCGUUCGUCAUAUCAACAUCAGAAAAGACAAACGCACCUACAACCUCUAGACGCUACAAAGAAUUGAACUGUGAUUGAUGGGAAGUGGAUGAAACUUGUGAGUACCUACAAGUCGAAGAACGAGGACAUAGGUGGAUAAAUUUAAAGAAAUCACUUUCUCCAGAAAAUCCAGCACAGUAUCAGGAAGCUUUGGAAGAUGGCAGAGCAAGGACAGCACAAGGUGUUUAAUGAUCCCAUCCACGGGCAUAUGGAGUUACACCCAUUACUCGUCAAAAUCAUUGACACACCUCAGUUCCAGAGACUACGAAACAUCAAGCAGCUUGGAGGGGCUUACUUCGUUUACCCUGGAGCAUCCCACAACCGCUUUGAACACUCUAUUGGGGUGGGGCACCUAGCAGGAGAACUUGUAAAAGCUCUGAGUGCAAGGCAGCCAGAACUCCUCAUCACUGCAAGAGACAUCCUUUGUGUGCAGAUUGCUGGUCUUUGCCAUGACCUGGGACAUGGACCCUUUUCCCAUCUGUAUGAUCAGGUGUUCAUCCCCAAGACAUGUUCAGAAAAAAAAGGGUGGAAGCAUGAUGACGCCUCUCUACAGAUGUUUGACCACCUAGUGGAACGUAAUGGCCUAGAGGAGGAGAUGGAGAGGUACGGCCUGGUGCUGCCUCAGGACCAGACCUUCAUCAAAGAGAUGAUUGCAGGACCACUCAAAAAAAGACAGGUAGAACCGCACACAGAGACAGUUGAUGAGUGGCCAUAUGAAGGCCGUCCACAGGAAAAGUCCUUCCUCUAUGAAAUUGUGGCCAACAAAACAAAUGGCAUUGAUGUGGACAAGUUUGACUACUUUGCCAGGGACUGCCACCACCUGGGCAUCCGGAACAACUUUGACCAUCUCCGCUACUUUAAGUUUGCCAGGGUGUGUGAGGUGGACGGGCAGAAGCACAUCUGCUCUAGGGACAAGGAGGUGAACAAUCUGUAUGACAUGUUCCACACACGGUACAGUCUCCACAGAAGAGCCUACCAGCACAGUGUGAACAAGAUCAUGGAGUUCAUGAUUGCAGAGGCCUUUUUACAAGCAGACGAGCACAUCAAGAUUGAAGGCUCAGGAGGGGAGAUGUUCACUCUCUCCGGAGCCAUAGAUGACAUGGAGGCCUACACCAAGCUGACAGAUGAUGUCUUUCACCAAAUACUCAACUCCUCCGAUCCGCUCUUGGCUGAGGCGAGGGAGAUUCUACAGAGAAUCAUCACUCGAAACCACUACAAGUUACUGGCUGAAACAAACUGUACACCAAACCAAAUCAAGAUCCUUGAGGCCAACUGGAAAGAAGAAUUGACUGGAGCCCUUCAAGGGGACGGGCUAAACCCAGAGGACUUUGAAGUUAUAGACAGUACUAUGGACUAUGGGAGCAAAGACAAGGACCCAAUUAGAAAUGUGUAUUUCUACAGCAAGAGAGACCCUGACACAGCAUUCCAUAUCCCCAGAGAGCGGGUGUCCAGCCUCCUCCCAACAUGCUUUUCUGAGAUGCUGAUCAGGGUUUACUGUAAGAGGACUGAUGAAGAGCCACUGGAGCGUGCCCGUGAGCGCUUCAGGAACUGGUGCGAAGAUAGAGGGUUGCCAGUGCUGCAGGGGGAAGGCCAAGAAACACAAGCGCUAAUCCCAGAGGGAGAAUAAGUUUUGGCAGAUGGAGAGAAGGCAAACACUCCCUGAUACUCACUGGAUUAUUAUGAUUUACUACCAACAUGUUAAAUUGAGUUAAUCUGAGUUGUAGGGACAUGACAUAUUUAAAGGUGUUUGGUUUUGAUGUUAAUCGUGUGAAUUAAUGUGGUAAUCAAAUCAGAUAUUAGUUUGACUUUGAGUGAUUUUCGAUUAGAGGUUGUUUUUGGUUUUGUGGUUGCAACUCGGUCAUUUUACUUUAUCUUUGCUCAUACUGCAUUUAUCAUUAAGCCCAAAGGGCUGAAAGUUUUCACCAAUGACUGGAAGUUGGGUGCAGAUCUUGCUCAGGGGCGCCAUUAUUUAAGGUAAAAUGUUUUAAGUCUGACUUACAUGGAACUUGGUACAGACAUCUAUCUAUUUAUUCUCUAUAAAUUGUGUGAAUUAAUGUGGUAAUCAGAUCAGACAUUAGUUUGACUUUGAGUGAUUUUUGAUUAGAGGUUGUUUUUGGUGUUGUGGUUGCAACUUGGUCAUUUUACUGCAUCUAAGGUACGGUAAGGUAGCUUUAUUAGUACCCGAGGGUAGAUUUGGUUUGCAGUUAGGUUAGGUGAGUCGGCUGCUUUCACACAGACAACACUUACGACAAAGAUAUAAGACAGUGCUCACCUACUGCAUUUAUCAUUACUUAUUUACUGUUCAUCUUUUAAUUUGUUUGUGAAAUGUCUCUUAUAUUGUUUGCAUCUUUUUUUCGGGUUUCAAGUCCAAAGAGCUGAAAGAUUUUCACCAAUGACUGGAAGUUGGGUGCAAAUCUUGUUCAACAAAUAUGAUCCCAAUAAGCCAAACUGGGGCGCCAUAAUUUAAGGUAAAAAUUUUGAACUUGAAAACAUACUUGAACACAGACUACAUUUUCUGCCAAUUUUAAUAUUUUCAAAACAUAUUUAUGACAUCUCCUCCUAAACUGUAGGUCCAAUUUGUGCCACUAACCAAUAAACUUUGAGUGGGCGUGGCUUAGCACAGAAAUUGGCCAAUCAUUAUGACACUUUGAGGAAUGUCAGCACAGGUACCUGAAACAUACCCUGAAAGUCUCAUUCAAAUCGGGCACUAGAGGGCGCUACAAAUGCAGACAAGAUUUACUGCCCUGCAGUUGUCUCUGCUAACCAGUCAAGUCAGGCUUUCAUCCAUGUCUCUGCAGACUGUAUAUGUAGCCGUAGACAAUGUUCAGGGCCGCCCCUCCCUAAACUCAGAACAUGCGCUGUGCGUAGGGCCUCAUCUUCCAUGGGGGGCCACAUUUUGCGCGAGCGGACGUAUUUGCGCAUAUGCGCAAUGGAUGCGCACAUGCGCUACCGUGAGGCGCGCGUAGAAUCAGCUCGGGGAAGGAGAGAAGAGACCUGACCGCCCAUGCGUCGCUGCAAUGAUUGACAGCACUCGACAUCUGAACAAUAAGAGGGGUGCGCUGGCAGGCGCUUGCAGAGCUGCAGCAGGUGAAGAGUUGUCAACAUGUCGUCCAAAAGAGGAGUAUGUGUGGGGACAGGAGUGUGU